UUACCUGUGGUAAAUUCGCUGCUAUUUGUCUCUGGAGCGAGUCCCGUUCCUUUUCAGUUUCUAUCAAUUUUAUUUCCGUCUCUCCUAACCGUUCCUGGGUCUCCCGCAAACUGUCCAUCAAUUUGUCCCUUUCAUCUAGCAUGGAGACCAUUAACUGUUCAAAAUUCGCAUCCUCGCCGGAAAAUUGAGAACUUCUCUGGCUGAUGCUGUCCUCCGAUAUCGUCGGCAUCACGUCGCACAUCAUAUUCCACAUUUUUGAUGUUUAUUUGUUGCAAAUUGCACGCGAAAGAACAAAUGUCGAAAGGAGAACUUUCAACCCCCUAGGUUAAAUACCCGAUACUUUUUCUAGGGAAACAACGGCAGCGAACACUGAAACCGGGCCUCAUAUUCACAUAAGCACAUUGUCAUAAGUUGUUUAUUUACAAAUAUAAACAUUAUUUUCUCUUAUUUACAACGACACACCUUUAAAAUCUAUCCCCAUAUCUUCUAACUACAUACACAAGAUACAUAAAAGUUGCCCUGCUUGACAGCCAUGAAAGCAGUCCGUGUCAAACAAGCCCCAUUUCUGCUGCCGGUAAAACAGCAUCCGUAUUCCGUGUCCCUACGCUAACAGUUGGCUCUCUCAGAGACAGAUGGCAGCACCACUCAAUCAAAGAAUUUUUGUGUAUUUUUGAUAGAAAAAGUGCAGAGAGGUAAUGGAAAUUCAAUGAAAUUAGAACUGGGAUAAAUUAAUUAAUCAUAGGUAUUUUAAAGUAAAUUUAAAUAAUUCGCAUUCCUCAAAAGUUUAUUGAAAUUUGGCAUCAUUGGUUCAAUGCAGGCCGCAGGGAAAAAUCAAACAGCUGAUUUUACAAACUUUUGCUGUCAAGUAGUCUGUUUUGUUUGAACCGGUUUGUACAUGUCUGUUGUUUAUGUUUAGUUGGUGCACUGUUGAGUUGAUAAAUGAAUGUGAUAGAUAAUGUGAUGAAAUUUUUCAAAAUGUUCCCUUUGUAGUUAAAACUAUUGCAAAUGAUGUCCAGCCUUCUUGGUUUUAUAAUUUACACUCUAGCUGUGACUCUAGGAUAUACAGUUUCAAGUUCAUCAUGCCUAAAAAAUCAAGAAAAGGUUUUGUAAAGAGCUUAGGAGAUGUCACCCUCAAUGAUUAUGCUAAUUCAUCAGCGCCAAAAAACCGCAUCAAAAAGGCCUCAGAUAAUGUGAAUGUUGUUUUGAAGCAGGAAGCAGAAAAAAGCUGGGAUGAAAAAGAUGAAGAAGACUUCGAAGGUGAAUUUGUUUCCCAAGAAAACGAAGAUGGAACAUUCACUGUGGUUCUCAAAAAACUUCCAACAACACCAAAGAGGUCAUUGUCCACCAGCAAAGGACAGGGCAAAGAUUACUCAAUAGACAUUUGGUUUUUGAUAUCCGAAUAUAUUAAACCAGAGGAUGUUGGUACAUUUGCAGCAAUUUGCAGGACUUCUUUUGAAGUUGUAUGUACCGCCAAAUUUUGGUUUAAUCUCCACCGCCGAUGUUACAAGAAUGUUCCAGACUUGCCUGAACUUCUACAACCUGAAAGUCUUAUAAGAAAGUAUGGCUUGAGAAAGAACGUCAUUCGAGCCCUUUACCACAUGUACACUCCAUUUGUGAAUAGAUUAAGAUUGUUGAAGUUUGAAGAACAUCCAGAAACACUAAAAAAUUAUGGAUGCCAGUCUGUGUGGUAUGUCGAGGACAAAGAAUACAAAUAUUAUUAUUUUUUCAAGAUGAAAAAGAAUAUUUCCAAUUGUUUGUCACAUUCCAGUGGACAGUUACCAGAUUUACUGGAAGCUUUAGAUGACAUUGCUGCAAAUCCUGAUGAACAUUGUAAAGUUCUGAGGGUAACUUGUUUGCACCACCAUCAUAUUCAACCCCAAAUUAUAGGGCUCUCUCUUAAAUCUGCAUCCGUUAACCUUUCAAGGGGAAUGUGGACAACGAAAUGCCAACAUCAAAAAUUACAGCUAGUAUUUGGAACAAAAAGUUAUAUGGGUACAUCACAAAGCGGCGCUGACUGCACAUUGGUCCUAUUAGAUCCUGUGAUCAAUAUUAGAGUUUUCGACUGGUGGCACCCUCUAUAUCCUUAUAAUCGCAAUGAGUUGGGCCGAUUUUCAACCUGUGAAGAGUAGAUAAAGGGUUGGAAUAUUUUUUAUAAGAGUUUACUAGUGACUGUUUUUCUAAUUUGUUUCAUAAAAUGAAAAAAUUAUUGAGACAAAUUUGUUAAGAUUUUUCACAAAUAGCAUUUAAGAUAAAUGAUGAUAUUCAUAGUUAGCUGUUUUUUGAUUUGAUAGACAACGCAGUUGAAAUGGAUUUUUUUUUUCUGAAGUUUCUUUAGUACCUAUUCAAUCUAUCUGAGCCUGUUUACGGUUAGCUGAAGGAAGAUCAUACCAUAGCUACAGAUACUUCACAUAAGGAUUAAUUAAUACUUGAUGCAUGUGUUGUCUACUAAGAAUUAGCUGUUUGAUUUUUGCACUUUACGUCUUAUGAUUCUCUAGAUACCAUUCACAUAGAUAAAAUCUAAAAUUUAUUAAAAUUACAAAGUAAAUUCUGGCAUUGUUAUUUUUGUAAUCACUUUAUUUGUAAAUAUGUACAUUUUCAAAUAAAAAGUAUCUUAAAACAA
Molecule: messenger RNA, 2620 nt
Organism: Ceutorhynchus assimilis (cabbage seed weevil)
Lineage: Eukaryota; Metazoa; Arthropoda; Insecta; Coleoptera; Curculionidae
Source: the annotation of a GenBank genome assembly